Neolamprologus brichardi is the source of this 809-nucleotide messenger RNA. The record is from RefSeq and is a predicted model, not a curated record. NCBI's taxonomy places the organism in Eukaryota, Metazoa, Chordata, Actinopteri, Cichliformes, Cichlidae.
AUGUUUUUGCUACAAAGCCCUGGUUAACACCUUUAUUUGCACAUGGAGUUUAUUCUUAGUCCUAGACCAAACCAGAAAUGCCAUAUUAUUCCAUUGUGUUCUUCAGAUUGUGUGACAACCCUCUUCUGGAGUCUGGAGUCCAAAUCCUGAUGGAAGCCCUGCCAGAGAAUCAGUCCCUGACAAACUUGUCCCUGAUGCACACUGGACUGGGGGAUGAGGGUGUCCUGGAUCUGGCUAAGAGGCUCCAACAACACAGAAGACUCCAGGAGCUCAACGUGGCCUAUAACAAUAUUGGAGACGACGCAGCUCUACUUCUGGUAGAUGCCUGUAGAGAACAUCCCAGCAUUCAGACUGUACAUUUAUAUUUGAACCCUCUCAGUAAAGUGGCGAAGCAGUCCCUGUAUGCCCGAGGUGUUCCCCGUAGCCACAGUGGCCAACGGGUCAAGGUCCUGGCUUCUGUCACUGAAGGGACAGACCUCUCUGAGAACUGGCGGAACAUUCUCAGUGUUAUACGAGAGAACUCCUCAUCCUGGGAUCAGCAGCAUGUCAUACAGCAACUAAAGGUAUAUACAUACAGUACAAUGUAAAUGUAAAAAUGUACAUAAAACAUGUCAUUUAAAAAAGGAUUCAUACUGUGUGGGUUUUUAAAAGCCUGUUUUUUUUAAAUAAUAGGUUAAGCUCAGUAUUUUUAAGAUACUUGUGUUUAAGUGUUUAUAAACAAGACAUGAGAGACCAGCCAGCUGGUGUUUUUCACCUGCAAACAUCGUCCCACCACUUUAUUAAAUCUAGGCCAAUCCAUUCCACAUUUA